Molecule: messenger RNA, 1136 nt
Organism: Dibothriocephalus latus
Lineage: Eukaryota; Metazoa; Platyhelminthes; Cestoda; Diphyllobothriidea; Diphyllobothriidae
Source: the annotation of a GenBank genome assembly
GUUCCCGAAUCACCGUAAAGCUGGAACUGGGCGUGGCUAGCCUGCGCUUCAACUACACCCAACCCUCGGACACAGGAAACUACGUGUGUUACAUAACCAGCGAACACGGUACCGCAGAGAGCGAUACGGCCACCCUCUCCGUCGAAAAGACUGGCACCAUCAUCAACGACAGUCAGCUGACUGGCGACAGGGCCCAGCGAGGACUACAAGCUCUGCGCGAGUUGGAAGACCUCCUAAAUGCACCACGUCGAGGACCCGACGUCGAAGACGGGCCGGCAGCAGCACCCAGCAUCCUGCGCCAACCAAAACCUGUCGACACGGUCACGGAGGAUGAGAGUGUGAGCUUCCAAUUGCAAUUCGAGCCCGCCACCGAUCCCAACGUCACCGUCGAAUGGUACAAGGAUGGCCAGUCGCUGUGCAAUGGCACCCGAUUCCGAGUGGAGCAUGAACGUGGCAUUGCCACUCUGUGCCUAGUACACACCAUUCCCGAGGACAGUGGAUCCUACUGGUGCCAAAUCACCAACGCUUCGGGUAGCAUUGAAAGCGAUCACCUGCAGCUGAACUGUACCCCAAGUGCAGCCAUCAUAACGCAGAGCAACCUCCUUGAGGGUUCUGAGGGUUUCAAGCUCAUCCAGGCCAUCGAGGCUGCUGCCAGAGAAAACUCGGAUACAGGCAUGCGAUACGCAGAGGAGGUGCCGCAGGACGCCCCACCCACCAUCGAUGUGCCCCCACAGACUAUGGAGGUUAUUGUUGGAUCCCCGGCACGGUUCUUGGUGAAGAUGAGCGGCCAUCCUGUACCUGAGAUUGCUUGGUUCCUGGAUGGUGAACCUAUUCAGCAGGACUCCUUGACCAAGGUAUACAGUGACGGUGGAAUCAGCAUCCUGGAGUUCAACAAAAAGAUGAUGGCUCUGAAGAAGGUGGAAUGCACGCCGGAACUGAACAAAGCUUUCUCCAAGUCGAAGCCUACGCCAGAGACUAUUAUCAUGAUGGAGAGAGGCACGGAAAUGAAGGUGAAAAACUUCCGGUCGCCGGAGGUCGUAGCUGCCGAGGAGAUGCUAGACAAGAUUACGCAUGGGCUUCGCAAAUCUGAGAUCAACAAGGUAAGUCCAGUGAGCAAUUACUUACCGGUAACAUAA